AUGGGUUGGUUUUUCACUGUUCUUCUUCUCUUUAUUGCAUCUUUUGCUAAUGCUUGUGAUCGUUGUAUUUUUCAAUCCAAGGCGGCUCAUUACUACGAGGAUGCUCCCACUUCAUAUGGAGGCGCUUGUGGGUAUGGAAAUUUGGGGUUGGAGAUGUCCCAAGGCUACUUUGCAGCUGCUGUGCCUUCUCUUUUUCGAGAAGGGAUGGGUUGUGGUGCAUGUUAUCAGGUAAGAUGCAAGAAUGCAACACUAUGCAACACAAUGGGGACUAAAGUAACUUUGACAGAUAAAAAUUCUGACAACAGAACAGAUUUUGUUGUCAGUAAAAAAGCUUUUACUGCUAUGGCUUUAAAAGGCAAAUCCCAAGAACUUUUGAAAACUGGAAUUGUUGAUAUGGAAUACAAGAGGAUACCUUGUGAAUACAACAAAAAUUUAUCAAUACAAGUGGUGGAAUGGAGCCACAAACCAUACUAUAUGGCUAUUAAACUCCUCUACCAAGGAGGCCAAACCGACAUAACCGCCGUCUAUAUAGCAGCUCAGGAUGGCUCGGGCGAGGGGCGGUACAUGAGAAGGAACUAUGGACCAAUUUGGGAGACCAAUAAUGUGCCUGGAGGGGCCAUUAAGCUAGUGGUGAUCGUAGUUUCUGGGUAUAACAAUGGGAGGGGGAUCGUGAUAGAUUAUGCACUGCCUGCUGGUUGGAAAAAUGGAGAAAUUUACGAUACUGGGAUUCAAAUCAAGGAUAUUGCUUCUGAAUAUUGCAAUCCUUGGCGGUGUGGCGAGGAACCAUGGAAAUGA
Molecule: messenger RNA, 795 nt
Organism: Cucurbita pepo subsp. pepo (vegetable marrow)
Lineage: Eukaryota; Viridiplantae; Streptophyta; Magnoliopsida; Cucurbitales; Cucurbitaceae
Product: expansin-like A2
Cellular component (GO): plant-type cell wall; plasmodesma; extracellular region
Source: RefSeq, a predicted model, not a curated record